Populus nigra (black poplar) is the source of this 1212-nucleotide messenger RNA. Its product is annotated as palmitoyl-acyl carrier protein thioesterase, chloroplastic-like. Lineage: Eukaryota; Viridiplantae; Streptophyta; Magnoliopsida; Malpighiales; Salicaceae. The record is from RefSeq and is a predicted model, not a curated record. The transcript is spliced from 6 exons. Bases 1 to 1212 code for a protein of 403 amino acids. Gene Ontology annotation, biological process: fatty acid biosynthetic process. Gene Ontology annotation, molecular function: acyl carrier activity; fatty acyl-[ACP] hydrolase activity.
AUGGCUACAUUCUCGUAUACGAUCCCCUUGCCCAUCAGAUGCUCUACCACCGGUAACAACCAAGAUCCUAAUAAGCAAAACCUGAACAAAAUCAAAAUUACUGGGACUCCUACCAGGUCCGUUAAGGUUGAUACACUUAGCCAAACUGCCGGGGUGGCGAAAACCUCGGUUGCUUCGGUCGAAAAUGGCCAUAUCUCCAAAGAGCAGAUACGUCAAAACAUACCAACAAAGAAGCAGUUUGUUGAUUAUCAUCGCCAAGGCCUCAUCGUCGAAGGUGGUGUUGGGUACAGACAGACUGUUGUUAUUAGGUCCUAUGAAGUUGGUGCUGAUAAAACUGCUACGCUCGAGAGCAUCCUUAAUCUUCUUCAGGAAACAGCAUUGAAUCAUGUAUGGAUGUCGGGACUUCUCAGCAAUGGAUUUGGUGCCACACAUGGAAUGAUGAAGAACAAUCUCAUAUGGGUCGUCUCAAGAAUGCAAGUCCUGGUGGAUCAAUACCCAAUCUGGGGAGAGAUAGUGGAAAUCGACACAUGGGUUGGAGCAUCAGGGAAGAAUGGAAUGCGGCGAGACUGGCUCAUACGAAGCCAAGCAACAGGCCAUGUCUUUGCACGUGCAACAAGCACUUGGGUGAUGAUGAACGAAAAGACAAGGCGCCUCUCAAAGAUGCCAGAGGAGGUCAGGGCUGAAAUUUCACCGUGGUUUAUAGAGAAACAAGCUAUCCAUGAAGAUGUCCCAGAGAAAAUCUCGAAGUUGGACAGCAACGCAAAAUAUGUGAACUCAAACUUGAAGCCCAAGAGGAGUGAUUUGGAUAUGAACCAACAUGUCAACAAUGUGAAGUACGUUAGAUGGAUGUUGGAGACUAUUCCUGACCAGUUUUUGGAGUCUCAUCAACUUUCCGGCAUCAUCUUAGAGUACAGAAGGGAGUGCGGGAGUUCAAAUAUAGUUCAAUCACUCUGCGAACCCGACGAGGAUGGAAUCCUUAAUAGUGGUUUGAAACAAAACAACGACAUGAGCCCGCUCAAUAGGUUUUCUUUGGCCUCAGAAAUCAUGGAAGGCAAUGGACUACUAGGAUCCUUGGAUAAGGUCCCUCUAAGAUACACACAUCUCCUUCAAACCCAAGGAGAUACUGAAAACGAAGAGAUCGUAAGAGGAAAGACCACAUGGAAGAAAAAGCAAUCUAAUAUUGAGCUGUCUAAUAUGCCAUUUUCCAUUUAA